Messenger RNA from Physella acuta, 523 nucleotides. RefSeq names its product thioredoxin, mitochondrial-like. Lineage: Eukaryota; Metazoa; Mollusca; Gastropoda; Physidae. The record is from RefSeq and is a predicted model, not a curated record. Gene Ontology annotation, molecular function: protein-disulfide reductase activity. Gene Ontology annotation, biological process: cell redox homeostasis. Gene Ontology annotation, cellular component: mitochondrion.
UAUACAAAAUGUUUCCUCAUGCUCAAUGAGUGUUAGAUUUGCUUCCACUUCUCCCAAAAAAUUUGAAGUUAUUAAUGUUCAGGAUGAAGAAGACUUCAAGAAAAGAGUUAUUGAUUUAAGUACUGAUACACCAGUUGUAGUUGAUUUCCAUGCAACAUGGUGUGGCCCAUGCAAAUUGUUGGGGCCUAGACUUGAAUCUAUACUAGCUGAGGGACAGGGCAAAGUUGUGAUGGCUAAAGUGGACAUUGAUGAAAUUUCAGAGCUGGCGAUGGCAUAUGGGGUCAAAUCUGUUCCAACUGUUGUUGGCAUUAAAAAUGGGAAAGUUCUAACACAGUUUAUUGGUUUGGUUGAUGAUGAUCAAAUUCGUACAUUUGUUAAAAAAUUGGUGCUGUCGUGAUUAUCCUGAUUUUCCAGAGAUUAAAAAAAUUGUAUGCAACAUUUUGAACUUAAACUGAACUUGAAUUUCCAAUGUAUUUUGUGUAAAGAACCUUUUAAUUUUAUACAUUGAGAACAUUUUUGUAGA